AUGCAUCAAUCAAUCGCUGCCAAAAACUGGCGGCAUUGUUCUGAUGCAAGAGAAAUCACUGGACAGUGGAAAAUCGGUCGAAUCACAUUGUCAUCAGAUAACUUCCGAAGAGUAGCAGUUAUCAUGUCACCAUUAGGACGAACGAUGACAAGACCCAUCAAUAUGCAAUGGAAACUUGGAAUCGAAGACAAUCAAGAAGGAACAAAACGCGAUCCACGAGAGGAAGAACUAAGCAAACUGUGUCCUCCUCAAAAUCAACAUUCCAUGAUGAGAAGAUCGAAAACUUCCAAAAACAACAUCAGGAACUUCCUGGCGCUAGCGCUAGUACUUUUCAAUGACUUAUCUGUCGACAGCAGAUGCAUAGCAGAAAUAAAUACGCCUAAAACAAUUAUCUAUGCUACAAACUGCGUUGUCAAAAGAAUCGCCACCGAAAAGUUCAACGAAAACGGAAAAGGUCAACUAUGUUGGUUUUCAUUAUAUUGUCCAAUUGGAUCCAUCCGAGCAACCUUGGCACUUCAACACGACCAAGGGAUAUGCGGUACCCAGUGCUAA
Messenger RNA from Necator americanus (New World hookworm), 552 nucleotides. RefSeq lists its product as uncharacterized. The transcript has a single exon. The coding region runs from base 1 to 552 and encodes 183 amino acids. NCBI's taxonomy places the organism in Eukaryota, Metazoa, Nematoda, Chromadorea, Rhabditida, Ancylostomatidae. The record is from RefSeq and is a predicted model, not a curated record.